This is a messenger RNA of Drosophila innubila, 2184 nucleotides long. Its product is annotated as long-chain-fatty-acid--CoA ligase heimdall. The record is from RefSeq and is a predicted model, not a curated record. Gene Ontology annotation, cellular component: endoplasmic reticulum; membrane. The transcript has 2 exons. The coding region runs from base 1 to 2073 and encodes 690 amino acids. Lineage: Eukaryota; Metazoa; Arthropoda; Insecta; Diptera; Drosophilidae. Gene Ontology annotation, molecular function: long-chain fatty acid-CoA ligase activity.
AUGAACGACGUGACUCUGGAGCGGAAUAACAUCAGUGGCAAACUAAAGCACGCAACGAGCUAUACGAGCACCUCGGUUAAUGAGGCCGUCAAGCUGCGUAAAGCUGAGGAUGAUCCCAUUGAGCCGCAGACCAUACCGUCAUACUUUCGCGAAAUAUGCCAGAGGUAUGCGACUCUGCCAGCUUUGGUCUGGGAAACGCCAGAAGUGGGUAAAGAUGUCUGGAAAACAGUGACUUAUGCAGAGUAUGAGCACAGUGUGGAGGAAGCGGCGUUGAUGUUGAUCCAUGUGGGCCUGGAGGAGCGCAGUUCAGUGGGCAUCCUUGCUUUUAACUGUCCCGAAUGGUUCUUUACCGAGUUGGGAGCAUUACGUGCUGGCGGCAUCGUGGCUGGCAUCUAUCCAAGCAACUCCGCAGAGGCAGUUUUUCACUCAUUGGAGACCAGCGAUGCGACAGUCUGUGUUGUGGAUGACGACAAGCAAAUGGCAAAACUUAAAGCCAUCAAGCAUAGACUACCACGUCUCAAGGCCGUCAUACAGCUACAUGGACCAUAUGAAUCCUUUGUGAACCAGGAGCCUGGAUACUAUAGCUGGCAGUAUCUGCAGGAUCAGCAGCACAUCUAUGGCGAUGAACUAAAGGAGGAGCUGCUGCGUAGGGAAAAUGCCAUAUUUGCGAAUGAGUGCUCCAUGCUGAUUUUCACCUCUGGCACCGUCGGCAUGCCAAAGGCUGUGAUGCUGUCCCACGACAGCGUCAUAUAUGAUACGAAGGUUGUAUCGGCGAACACGGACAAUGCCGUUGAAGGUGGGGAACGUUUGGUCAGCUAUUUGCCACUGAGUCACAUUGCGGCCCAAAUCUUUGACAUAUUCCUGGCCAUGUCGCAUGGCGGUUGUGUCUACUUUGCCGAUAAGGAUGCCCUUAAAGGGACACUAGUACGCUCCUUCCAGAAGGCCAGACCCACUCGCAUGUUUGGUGUUCCACGGGUCUUUGAGAAGUUUCAGGAACGUCUGGUUGCUGCCGAGGCCAAGGCCAAGCCGUAUUCCCGCAUGCUGUUGGCAAAAGCACGGGAUGCUGUCGCCCAGCAUCAACUGACAACAAUUGCUGGGAAACAAUCUUCGAUUUACAGCAUGGCCAAAUAUUGGCUGGCGUCUCGUCUGAUCCGUCCCAUACAACAGAUGCUGGGCCUGGAUCAAUGUCAUAUAUUCUUCACAGGUGGUGCCCCAGUCUCAGCGGAGCUAAAGCAUUUCUUUUUGGGCUUAGACAUGCCACUGGGUGACCUCUACGGCAUGUCGGAGACAGCCGGAGCCAUAACUCUACAUUUACACAUCAGCAAUCUGUAUAGCUCCGGUACGCCAAUCCCUGGAACGGAGGUAAAAAUCCUUGAGCCAGAUGCAAACGGCCAAGGAGAGAUUUUGAUUCGUGGACGUUCCAAUUUCAUGGGCUACCUCAAUGAACCUGGAAAAACUGAGGAGGUUAUAGAAGAGAACGGUUGGCUGCAUACCGGGGAUUUAGGUUCAGUAGAUAAGUUCGGAAAUGUUGUCAUCUCGGGCAGACUAAAGGAGCUGAUUAUCACGGCCGGUGGCGAAAACAUUCCACCCGUUCACAUCGAGGAGUUGAUCAAGCGUGAGCUACCGUGUGUAAGCAAUGCUUUAUUGAUCGGCGACCAUCGAAAGUAUUUGUCGGUGCUGUUGGCUCUCAAGACAAAAUCAGAUCCGGAAACGGGAAAACCAUUGGAUGCGUUGCGUGAGGAGACUGUUGAGUGGUUGCAGGGCAUUGGUCUAAAUCAGACACGUCUUUCUGAACUUUUCAACAUUCCCGCUGAUUUGCACCUGCCCAACGAUGCAAAUGCUGUCUCCGCUGCCCUGAAAAUCAAUGCGGACUCCAAGCUCUAUGAAGCUCUUGAGGCUGGUAUCAAGCGGGCCAAUAAAGAAUCAAUUUCGAAUGCUCAGCGGGUUCAAAAGUUUGCUCUAAUUCCUCACGAGUUCUCAUUGUUGACUGGCGAACUUGGACCCACACUGAAGAUCAGGCGUAAUAUUGUUCACGCCAAGUAUGCACAGCUGAUCGAGCGACUUUACAAAUGAAACAGCGUUUAGAACUUAAUUUAGCCUUAAGUUUUAAUGGUUGACCAUCGAUUUUACACAUUUGUUUAACUACCGCAGAUAUUUACUUAUAAACUACGUACAAGAAACUAA